Ruditapes philippinarum (Manila clam) is the source of this 700-nucleotide messenger RNA. RefSeq lists its product as uncharacterized. Lineage: Eukaryota; Metazoa; Mollusca; Bivalvia; Venerida; Veneridae. The transcript has 3 exons. The record is from RefSeq and is a predicted model, not a curated record. Bases 50 to 700 code for a protein of 216 amino acids.
AUUCCUUCUCGACGACAAUGUUUUCAGUAAAAGGGAUGAGUUGUCUAAUAUGUUUUGUCCUAUUGCUGAUCUGGACUUUGGAUUGCAAAAGACAGGAACAAGAUGCGCCGCACUGUGUAGCAGUUCCACGACAUGCAAAGGUUUCUUUUAUCAUAAGCAGGAUAAAAUCUGCAAAGGAGCUCAAGACAUGAUCUUCAAUAGCGACGGAUGUCAAAUAAUGGCUGGCACAAGUUUUUAUCAAAACACAGCGGUAACUACUACCACAUCCACUACCCCAACUACAACGACGACGUCGAUAACUACAGCAGCAACAAUUUCAGGCCAGUACGGUAACAUAUGUGCCUCUGAAUCCGACUGUACAAUGGCAUACAGCAAAUGUCUUGAUGGUCUUUGCUCAUGUGUUGCAGGUUACAGAUACCAGUCUAGUACUGGCUUGUGUGUUGCCGAUUGUGGGAACUAUGGUAGCACAUAUAUCGAGUAUCGUGUGAUGAGAUUGACUGCGAAUACCAUUAUACAAGCAGAUGAGAACAAAAGUCUCACGUUUUGUCAAGAUGCAUGCGCGGCCGAACCGACUUGUCGGGGAUUCAACUUCGGAUACCCGACCAAUAGAUGUGUUUUGGAAUAUGGAACACCAUUAACACACCCUAGUGCUUUUAAUGCGAAAACUGACUUUAGUUAUUUUUCAAGGAAUUGUGAAUGA